AUGUUCGUUAACUGGGCGCACUAUUUGGUGCCGAAAAUCUCAUUUUUCCUAUCGCUCGUCUUUAAUCCGGUUUUUGUAUACCUUAUUCACAGUAGUAAGCAUGUGCUAUUCGGCAACUACAGAUAUCUCUCGUACUUUUUCGCGAUUUUCAAUUUGUGCGCGUCGGCAGCGGAUCUACUUAUUCCAGUGGCGGUUUUCUAUUAUCGCUAUACAUUUGUCACACUAGUGGUCGAUGCGAUGAGAUCAGAGCAGGGAGAAGCGUCCAUCGCAUUCAGAUGUUCAUUUAUAUCGGGCACCUAUGGGAUUUUGAACAUUCAUUUUAUUUUCCGAUAUCUUUCUCUUAAAAGCAACAAUAUUAUCAAGAACUAUUUCAUGCCAUAUGGUCUUUUAUUGUCAGUUAUCUAUGUCCUAUUUCACAUGUCAAUCUGGGCAAUGAUAGACUAUUUCUGCUUGCACUCGGCUCCGGAGAUGAGGGAUUAUAUUCGGAUCCCGUUCAGAAAACUGCAUAAUGAGAGCAUAGACAACAUUAAUUUUGUCGCUGGAUUGUUUUCGGAAGCAUCCCCAGACAUUGUGCAACGAUCGUGGGCUGGGAUCGUGUUGUUGACUAUGAUAGCGAGCUACUCGAUGAUACUUUAUUUUGUCUUGGGAUACAAGAUCAUAACUGGCCUGCACAUAGAAUCAGUGACGAUGAGCCAACAAACUGCUCAAAUGCAAAAACAACUUUUCAAAGCGCUGACCAUCCAGACAAUCAUUCCCAUUUGCGUGAGCUUCAUGCCUUGCUCUUUCAGUUUCUAUGGAGCCGCUUUUAACAUCGGAUUUAUGAACUGGGUGUACUGGGUCUCUGCUGUCGCCGUAUCAAUGUUCCCAUUUUUGGACCCGCUCGCAAUAAUUCUACUGCUCCCGGCUUUACGUCGACGCUCUCCGAGAGCGUCGACGUCUCCGAGACUCCGUUUGGAAAAGUACAAUGAUCUAGGAUGUGACGUCAUGAUUAAGUACCUUCAAAUUAAAUUUUGA
Messenger RNA from Caenorhabditis elegans, 1014 nucleotides. It is a transcript of the gene srj-19, whose product is annotated as Serpentine Receptor, class J. The record is from RefSeq and is marked reviewed. The coding region runs from base 1 to 1014 and encodes 337 amino acids. Lineage: Eukaryota; Metazoa; Nematoda; Chromadorea; Rhabditida; Rhabditidae. The transcript is spliced from 8 exons.